AAACAGAUAAAAAAACACGGCGGCUUGUCGCAUUUGCAAAAAUGGUAAAGGUGUAUCUGUUUCGCAAGCUGCAUGCCCUCAGCCAGUUGCAGAGGGAUGUCUGGGAGGAGGCGGUGCUCGAAGUGGUGGAGCCGGUGCUCAGUGGCAGGACCAGCACCGUCGUCAACUACGGCGAGACAAUGGACUACGGCACUGACGAGAAUGAUGUGAUGGCCCGGAUCUUUAGCGAUUUGUUCAGGAAUGUCUACACUCUGGAGCUGACCAUGGAGGUCAACAUAUCUAUCAGGCACGUUGAGAUCAAUGGGGAGCGUCCAGAGUCCACGGGUGACAUGGAGGGGCAGGACCACAGGCCAUCCAAGCAGCACUUUGUGGCAACCACCGGUGAUGUCUACACAUACAUAGACAGGGUGAUGCGGCGCCUGCCUCAUAGCCGUGUGCUCUUCACCCUCAACGUGAGGCAAACGAACAUCGAUCAGUCGAGAAAAGUCUACGGCAAGCUGCAGUUUAUUCACCUGAAGAGUGCCUCUGCGGACCCGGAGAUGGUGGACAGCUCUACGUCCAUGGGCUCCUUGCUGAAGCUCUUCAAGGUCCUGUCCCGCAGCCCCAAGACACACAUGCGAUAUCACAACAUCAACUUGACGCGACUACUCCACGAGGUGCUGGCAAGUGCCGACAGCACUGUGGUAAUCAACUACACAGAAGCUUCUGUGUUCAACACAGUACUGAUGGCGCCGGCCUGUACUCCGGCAUCAGGCCAUGCCAGACGUGAGUCGUCUGUCGAGAUGUGGAAGGCGAUGUACAGACAGGAGCAAACGAAGUAUCGAUUCCUGAAGGAGAAGGUGCUCAACCUUGAGUUCUGCACCGGCGAUGAGGAAAAACGGCAGCUAUAUGAGAUGAUGGAUGCUCUGGAGAGCGAUUCCGAAGAAUAUAACGAUUCCAGCAGUAGCGACACGGCCAUAGAGACGAUGCAGGCUUGCCAGGACAUUGGGAUGCCCUGCUAUAUCCCUGUGUCCAAUCAGAAAAUGCAUGAAAUCCGAAUGGAGGCAGAGCUGACCAUCGAGGAGCUCAAGGAGCUGCAGUCGACAGUCGAACAGCUGUCCAUCAAGAACCAGCAACAACAUAAGGAGCUGCUGGAAAAAAACGAAAUGGUACGCCAACUCAAUGAGGAACUAAUCAAAGCUAACGAGGAGCUGCUGCAACAGAAGGUCUCCUUCCAGCAGAAGCUGCAGGCGUACACGGAGAGGUUCAAUCAACUUUGGCGGGAUCAGAGCCAGGUCUUCCAAGCGCGUGAGAUAGAGCGCAAAGAGCAACUGUCCAAAAUGCUCGACAGCUACUGCAAGGAGAUGCAGAGCUCGCAACAGCGGCAGCUGAUCCAGCUGCAGAAACAGACAGCAGAAGGAUCGCGAGCUCCAAAUCCAGGUUUCAAAAAAACAACUGAAGCUCCGGGCUGUACAAAAGCCGGCAGUUGCUCCACAGCUGCCGCAGCUGUAGUCAAGGAAGAGCCAAGUGAAAAACUCUAAGCGUGCAAUAAAGAAACAAACACAAAGCCCA
This is a messenger RNA of Drosophila persimilis, 1551 nucleotides long. RefSeq lists its product as uncharacterized. The record is from RefSeq and is a predicted model, not a curated record. The transcript has 2 exons. Bases 42 to 1520 code for a protein of 492 amino acids. NCBI's taxonomy places the organism in Eukaryota, Metazoa, Arthropoda, Insecta, Diptera, Drosophilidae.